AUGACGGCGCUGAAGCCGCGCGGGGCGGCGUCGAGCGCCUUCUUUCUCGUCGCGACGUCCGCGGUGUGGGGAUCGCUGCACGGCGGGUUCACGGAGGUGUUCUCGUCCUGGGAGCGGUUCAUGGGGUGCUUCUUCGCGUGCGGCGUGGCGUGCGGCGCGGUCGCGAGGGCGAUGCGCGUGGGCGUGAAAGCGCCGGCGCUGCCGAAGCCGCGGAGGAAGGAGAGCAUGGACGGGGGGAGCCGCGCGAUGGACGGCGGCGGCGGCGACGACGACGACGACGACGACGACGACGGCGGCGACGACGACGUCGCGAACAAGCCGCGCGCCGCGCGCGGCGGCGCCGCGACCGCGAGGCGACGACCGCGGCGGGCGUGA
This is a messenger RNA of Micromonas pusilla CCMP1545, 375 nucleotides long. RefSeq lists its product as uncharacterized. Bases 1 to 375 code for a protein of 124 amino acids. The record is from RefSeq and is a predicted model, not a curated record. The transcript is spliced from 2 exons. NCBI's taxonomy places the organism in Eukaryota, Viridiplantae, Chlorophyta, Mamiellophyceae, Mamiellales, Mamiellaceae.